Molecule: messenger RNA, 2349 nt
Organism: Nerophis lumbriciformis (worm pipefish)
Lineage: Eukaryota; Metazoa; Chordata; Actinopteri; Syngnathiformes; Syngnathidae
Source: RefSeq, a predicted model, not a curated record
AUGACGAGCGGUCAAGAUGCUUGGGUCACGCUGACCCCUGCAGAAUUUGCUCUAUUGCAGGAGUACACUCAGUACUCCAGCAAGAAGCUGAAAGAUGUGCUGCAGGAGUUCCACGGAGAUGGCGUGCUGGCAAAAUACAAUCCAGAGGAGAAACAGGAAAUCCUCAGCCAGGAGAUCGACUUUGAGGGCUUCAAAGUCUUCAUGCAGACGUUCCUGGAAAGUGAGUUGCCGCAAGAGUUCUGCCAGCAUCUCUUCAUGUCCUUCAGCAACAAGGACCACGCCAGCCCGUCCUCGGACAAGCCCAGAGUGUCUGGCCUAAAGCUGAUCAAAAGCAACUCGACUCCCCUGAGGACCAAUACCCUGCCCGAUCCUCCAAAUAUGGUGCAGCUCAAAGACAUUGUGUGUUACCUGUCGCUGCUGGAGGGAGGAAGGCCUGAGGACAAAUUGGAGUUUAUGUUUCGCCUCUAUGACACCGACGGAAACGGAUCUUUGGAUAGCUCGGAGCUGGAGCACAUCAUCUCGCAGAUGAUGCACGUGGCCGAGUACCUGGAAUGGGAUGUGACCGAGCUCAAACCCAUCCUGCAGGAAAUGAUGCAGGAGAUUGACUACGACCACGACGGUACCGUUUCUCUGGAGGAGUGGAUCCAAGGAGGAAUGACCACCAUCCCGCUGCUGGUUCUGUUAGGUCUGGAGACUAAUGUAAAAGAUGACGGUCAGCACGUAUGGCGUCUAAAGCACUUCAACAAGCCGGCUUACUGCAACCUUUGCCUCAACAUGCUCAUCGGUCUCGGCAAGCAGGGACUCUGCUGCUCGUUCUGCAAGUACACGGUCCACGAGCGCUGUGUGGCCCGCGCGCCGCCCUCUUGCAUCAAAACCUACGUCAAGUCCAAGAAAAACACCGAGCUCAUGCACCACUUCUGGGUGGAAGGGAACUGCCCCACCAAAUGUGACAAGUGCCACAAAACCAUUAAAUGUUACCAGGGCCUGACUGGGCUCCACUGCGUGUGGUGUCAAAUCACGCUCCAUAACAAGUGUGCCUCCCACGUGAAGCCAGAAUGUGACUGUGGACCUCUGAAGGAUCACAUCUUGCCGCCCAACUCCAUCUGCCCUGUUGUUCUGGAAAGGCAGUCGACGUUGAGGAAAGACUCGCGGUGCAGUCAGUCAAGUCGUGGAAAGGUGCAAAGAGCCAACUCUGUUACCGUGGAUGGGCAAGGCCUGCAGAUCACGACAAUGGAGGGCACUCAUCCGCUGCUGGUGUUUGUCAAUCCGAAGAGUGGCGGCAAACAGGGAGAAAGAAUCUACAGGAAGUUCCAGUACCUCCUGAACCCGAGACAAGUGUACAACCUGGCAAAGAAUGGACCCAUGCCCGGGUUGAAUUUCUUCCGAGAGGUCCCCGAUUUCCGGGUUUUGGCGUGCGGAGGGGAUGGCACAGUUGGCUGGAUUCUGGACUUUAUUGACAAGGCCAACUUGGACCGGAACCCACCCGUGUGUGUACUUCCUCUCGGCACAGGAAAUGACUUGGCUAGAUGUCUGCGCUGGGGAGGAGGCUACGAGGGUGAGAGCCUGCUCAAGAUCUUACGCGAUAUCGAAAACAGCAGCGAGGUGAUGCUAGACCGCUGGAAGAUCGACGUCACGGCCACCGACAAGGACGAGCGCGGCGACCCGGUGCCCUACAGCAUUGUAAACAACUACUUCUCCAUCGGAGUGGAUGCCUCCAUCGCACAUCGCUUCCAUGUGAUGAGAGAGAAGCACCCGGAGAAAUUUAACAGCAGAACAAAGAACAAGUUGUGGUACUUUGAGUUCGGCACUUCCGAGACAUUCUCGGCCACGUGCAAGAAGCUGCAUGAUUUUCUGGAGGUUGAGUGUGACGGCGUGACCCUCGACCUGAGCUCCGUUUCCUUGGAGGGCAUCGCCAUCCUCAACAUUCCCAGCAUGCACGGCGGCUCCAACCUGUGGGGCGAGAGCAAGAAGAGGCGGGGUCACCGCAAGGCGGCCAAGAAGGGCCCGGAUAGGAGGACGCCUUUGACCGAUCCCAAAGAGCUCAUGUUUGCGGUUCAAGACCUGUCAGAUCAGCUGUUGGAAGUGGUCGGCCUGGAGGGUGCUAUGGAAAUGGGCCAAAUCUACACGGGUCUAAAGAGUGCUGGAAGACGCCUGGCGCAGUGCUCCUCUGUCACCAUCAGAACCAGUAAAUCCCUUCCCAUGCAGAUUGAUGGUGAGCCUUGGAUGCAGACUCCCUGCACUAUCGAGAUCGUCCACAAGAACCAAGCUCCCAUGCUGAUGGGUCCUCAGCCGAGUCGAAGCUUCUUCUCAUCACUGGUGCGAAGACGGCGGGCGGAAAGCAAUGACUGA